CAGCGCUUGCGCGUCGAUCUGUGAUCGAUUGAGUCAUGAAGCGUUUUAUCUACGUCACGGCAGACUGUACUAAUCGAGUGCUUAUUUUUUUAUGGCUGCUGUCUUCUCCGUUUGCUAACACAUCGGGACUAAACGGCAACCUCCGAAUGUUUUUAUCUGCAGCUGUCCGGUCUGCUGUGUCGCAGACGAGCAGGCGAGUCAGGAGCCUGCACUGCUCUGCUGCACGGGCCGGGGCUGGUGGCAUCUUCGUGCACAGAGACACACCUGACAACAACCCGGAAACUCCUUUUGAAUUCACAGAGGAGAACAAAAAGAGGGUUGAGGUAAUCAUGUCGAUGUAUCCGGAGGGACACAAGCAAGCAGCCACUCUCCCAGUGUUGGAUUUAGCCCAGAGGCAGCACGGUUGGCUUCCCAUCUCAGCCAUGAACAAGGUUGCAGAAGUGCUGGAAGUUCCUCCAAUGAGGGUGUAUGAAGUGGCAACAUUCUACACCAUGUUUCAGCGUCAGCCUGUGGGAAAAUACUUUAUUCAGAUCUGCACAACUACACCCUGCAUGCUUUGCAACUCAGACAGCAUUCUGGAGGCCAUCCAAAACAAACUGGGCAUCAAGGUUGGAGAGACGACAGCUGACAAGCUGUUUACACUAAUAGAAGUGGAAUGUCUGGGUGCCUGUGUGAAUGCUCCGAUGGUGCAGAUCAAUGACAACUAUUAUGAGGAUCUUACCCCAAAGGAUAUAGAACAUAUAAUCGAUGAACUUAAAGCAGGGAGAGUUCCACCACCAGGUCCCAGGAGUGGCCGUUUCUCCUGCGAGCCUGCAGGUGGUUUGACUUCUCUGACAGGGCCUCCUACAGGACCAGGAUUUGGUGUAAGACCAGACCUGUAGACAAUUUCAGAUACAGUUGGCUUUUUGACCCUAAAAUGCAACUUGUUUCUGACCUUCAUAAUGUAUAACUCAAACCUGUGUAAAUAAAUUGUUCAUGUAUGUGU
Messenger RNA from Thalassophryne amazonica, 985 nucleotides. It is a transcript of the gene ndufv2, whose product is annotated as NADH:ubiquinone oxidoreductase core subunit V2. Gene Ontology annotation, biological process: mitochondrial electron transport, NADH to ubiquinone. The record is from RefSeq and is a predicted model, not a curated record. Bases 36 to 881 code for a protein of 281 amino acids. The transcript has 8 exons. Gene Ontology annotation, molecular function: NADH dehydrogenase activity. Lineage: Eukaryota; Metazoa; Chordata; Actinopteri; Batrachoidiformes; Batrachoididae.